Messenger RNA from Daldinia childiae, 894 nucleotides. Its product is annotated as Acetylxylan esterase A. The record is from RefSeq and is a predicted model, not a curated record. Gene Ontology annotation, molecular function: hydrolase activity. Gene Ontology annotation, cellular component: extracellular region. The coding region runs from base 1 to 894 and encodes 297 amino acids. Lineage: Eukaryota; Fungi; Ascomycota; Sordariomycetes; Xylariales; Hypoxylaceae. The transcript has 4 exons.
AUGAAGGUCUUGUCGACACUCGCAACUAUAGUUGCUCUUGGCAGUUGCCAAUCCCUCACUAAGGUCAAUGACUUCAGCGGUACUCCCACGAAGCUGGGCAUGUACUCGUAUGUGCCCAGUAACCUCAAGACCCCGGCGCCUAUUAUCGUAGCUGUACACCACUGCCAAGGUUCAGCUCAGGGAUACUUCUCUGAGUCCCAAUACGCGCCAUUAGCUAACCAGUACGGUUUCAUCUUGAUCUACCCCAACUCUAAGUCUGGUGGUGGCUGCUUCGAUGUCGCUUCCGACGCUACCUUAAAGCACGAUGGUGGUGGUGACAGUCAGACCAUUGCCAACAUGGUAAAAUACGCCGUAGAGAAAUACGGUGGAGACGCAAACAGGACAUAUGUCACUGGAACCAGUUCCGGUGCCAUGAUGACCAACGUCCUUCUCGGAGCCUACCCCGAUGUUUUCAAGGCAGGAUCCAUCUACUCCGGUGUGCCAGACGGAUGCUUCGCUGUCCCCGGAUCUACUGCCACUCAGGACCCCCCGGGAUGGAACAAUCAGUGCGCCAACGGACAGAGCACCAAGACUGCUGCUCAAUGGGGUGACCUCGUGCGAUCUUACUACCCAGGAUACACCGGUGCUCGUCCCCGAGUUCUAGUCUGGCACGGCACCGCUGACAGCACCCUGCGAUACCCUAACUACCAGGAGACACUUAAGCAAUGGUCCAACGUCUUGGGUCUUACCACCUCCAAGGACACCGCCAACACUCCCCAGAGCGGAUACACCCAGACCAUCUACGGCGAUGGCACCGCCACGACAGCGCAGCUCGUUGGAUACAGCGCCGCGGGCGUUGGCCACACUGUACCUGUUCACCAGAAGGAUGAUCUCGCAUUCUUCGGCAUUGCGUAA